Messenger RNA from Rhipicephalus sanguineus (brown dog tick), 3987 nucleotides. RefSeq lists its product as uncharacterized. Gene Ontology annotation, biological process: DNA integration. The record is from RefSeq and is a predicted model, not a curated record. The coding region runs from base 1 to 3987 and encodes 1328 amino acids. The transcript has a single exon. NCBI's taxonomy places the organism in Eukaryota, Metazoa, Arthropoda, Arachnida, Ixodida, Ixodidae. Gene Ontology annotation, molecular function: nucleic acid binding; zinc ion binding.
AUGCCCGCGACGGAGUCGACGGACUAUGAUAAAGUGAAGGUCACCCUGCUACAGAGGUUUCGGUUAACGGCCGAGGGAUUCCGAGAAAGGUUUCGAGGCAGCAAGCCCAAUGAUUCAGAGACAGGGAAACAGUUUGCAUCCCGCUUGUCAGGUUAUCUCGACCGAUGGAUCGAGAUGUCAGGUACGGAGAAAUCGUACGAAGAAAUCAAAGCUCUAAUGGUGAAGGAGCAGUUUUUGUCCUGCUGCCACCCGAAGUUGGCCAUAUUCCUAAAGGAGCGGAGGCUUAAGACAGUGGAGGAGUUGGCGGACUUCUCCGACCAGUUCACGGAAGCACAGGACCUGAGAAACCUGGGAAAAGCGAAAGAAGAGGCACCGAAAUCGCCAGGUACCGAUACGACGAAGCAGAGAUCGCAGGAAAAUACGCACAGACCGGCUCCUAGAUGCUUUAUUUGUAACAGAACAGGACACCGUAUGGUAGAUUGUCGGUUUGGAGGAGCAAUGGGGAAGGCCCAGCUCGUUUGCCAGAAUUGCAAUAGGAGGGGUCACAGUACCGAAGAAUGCAGGGUUAGGACCCAAGAAAAGGCUGCAUGCGUCGUGAGCCCUAGGCAGGAAUGGAUGGCAGGCAAUGACGUCACAAAUGCGGACAAUACUGAAGGUGACACGGUCAAAGAAAACGAAAUUGCAAAGCCAGUGAUCGGCUGUGGACUCAGCAUGCCAGUGGUAGACGGAGAUAUUCGCGGGGAGCGUAUCUCAGUUUUGAGGGACAGCGGAACGAAUACCGUCAUUGUAAAAAGAAGUCUCGUCAAGGAUGAAGAGCUCACAGGUGAGCAAACGCCGGUGACGCUGGUUGACGGUACCGUGAGGUGGCUGCCCGAAGCCAUCAUAAGCGUGUCUACACCGUACUAUUCAGGAGCAGUGGCGGCGAAGUGCGUGGAAGAGCCCUUGUACGACUUAAUUCUUGGAAAUGUCCCCGGCGUAAGACAGGUAGAUGACCCAGAUCCGGAAUGGAGGGCGACAUACGAAACCGGACAAAAUACGCGGAGAUGCGGGAAGCCGGAAGAAACGAAGGAACGGCCCCCUCAAGAAAACCCGAAGGAGGGAAAAAGUAAGGAGACAACAGAGGUUAAGGAGCUGGAAAUAAGCAACCCCUUGGUUUCAUCGGCGGUGCAAACUAGAGCGGCCACUGCGAACAGAGAAAAAACACCGAAGCUGAAGGUGCCGGCGGCGGAUGCGCUGAAAGUUACACCUGCGGAGGUAGCAAAACAGCAGAAAGAGGACGGAUCACUCGCCGACUGUUUCAAAACGGUGGGGGAAGUUCAGAAGAGGAAGAGGGGUCGAACAACGUUUGUGUACCUCAUUCGAGAUAACUUGUUGUACAGAAAGUGCACUUUUUGCACAGGGAGAGAAAUUCUGCAACUUGUUGUACCGGAGGGUUUGAGAGCCGCUGUGAUGAGUCUCGGGCAUGACGCCGUCAUGGCUGGACACCAAGGUGCGAAAAGUACAACGACCAGGAUAACAGAAGAAUUUUUCUGGCCUGGCGUGCAGAGCGACGUAAAACGUUACGUCAAAUCUUGCGACAUAUGUCAACGAACUAUACCGAAAGGACGAGUGGGAAAAGCGCCCCUCGGAAGCAUGCCCACCAUCGAACUCCCAUUCCAGAGAGUAGCGAUCGAUGUCAUCGGACCCAUCUCCCCGUCAUCGAGGAAAGGCAACCGCUACGUACUAACUUUGGUGGAUAUGGCCACUAGAUACCCAGAUGCCGUGGCUCUGAAGACUAUCAAUACUGUGGAGAUUGCAGAGGCACUGCUGGAGAUGUUCGCUCGGUAUGGAGUUCCCAAGGAGAUACUCAGCGACCGAGGGUCGAACUUUACACCAGACCUAAUGAGGGAAAUCAACCGGCUGAUGUCCAUUCAGCAACUGCUAACCACGCCUUACCACCCCAUGUGUAACGGUUUGGUAGAAAGAUUCAAUGGGACUAUUAAGCAUAUGGUGAAGAAUAUGUGUCAAGAAAGGCCCGCUGAUUGGGACAGGUACCUACCUGCACUGUUAUUUGCCUAUCGAGAGGUCCCACAAUCAAGCUUAGGAUUUUCACCGUUCGAGAUGUUAUACGGCAGAACCGUGAGAGGGCCACUAGCCAUUCUUCACGAACUUUGGACCAACCAAGAGCUCGAAGCUGAACUGAAGACAACGUAUGCCUAUGUGCUGGAACUUCGAGAGAGAUUAGAGGAGACCUGCAAGAUGGCGCAUGAGAAUCUGGAUAAAGCCCGGGAAAGGUACAAGAAAUUCUACGACCGCAAGGCGGUAGACAGACAGCUUAAGCCAGGAGAAAGAGCGCUUAUCUUACUCCCAAGUGACAGAAACAAGCUGACCAUGCAAUGGAAAGGACCAUUUCCGGUGACACGGAAGAAGAAUGACGUCGACUACGAGCUACAGUUAAAUGGAAACAAAAAGAUUUUUCACAUAAACAUGCUGAAGAAAUACGAAGAGAGAAGCCCCCCUAACAAUCAGAAAAUUGCCUGUAUGGUAAUCAGCGAAGAGGAAGAGGUCGCAGAAAUGCCCACGUGCAACCUUGCAAAGAGCAUGGGAUCGGAGAAAGUGAUUAUCAGUCCCGAACUCAAUGCCAACAAAACAUCGCAAGUUAAAGCCCUCCUAGGAAAGUAUGAAGAGGUCUUUUCUGAUGUACCUGGCAAGACAACAGUUGUCAGUUGCAAAAUACGGCUGACGACCGAACAGCCGGUACACGUCCGGCAGUAUCCACUGCCCUUAUCGGCUCAAGAUCCACUCGAAACAGAAGUAAAGGAGAUGCUCCGAAUGGGGAUCAUAGAGCGUACAGAGUCCGCUUACAACUCGCCAUUGGUGGCGGUGAGAAAGGCUGAUGGCUCAUACCGGAUAUGUGUGGACUUUAGGCGCCUAAACGGCAUUCUAAUCCCAGACGCAGAACCCAUCCCGAGAACGGAUGUUGUUUUCGCGCGAGUUGCACACAGGAAGUUCUUCUCAAAGUUCGACCUGGCCAAGGGGUAUUGGCAAAUACCAAUCGAGGAGGAAUCCAAAGACAAAACGGCGUUUUCCUGCGCGAGCGGAUUGUUCCAGUUCAGAUACAUGCCGUUCGGACUCAAGACAGCGGCAGCGACGUUCACUAAGCUUAUGAGGCGGGUUCUUGAAGGAAUCGAACACGUGGAGCACUAUAUAGAUGACCUUCUGGUGGCUACCGACACGUGGGAAGAGCACCUACAGGUCCUCGAGAAAUUGUUUCAGAGACUUAGAGUGGCUAACUUGACAGUCAAGCCCACUAAAUGCGCAGUCGGCUUCGAGGCAGUCUCGUUUCUCGGCCACAAGAUCGGCAUGGGUCACAUUGCAACAAAAGACGAUAUCCUAGAAAGGAUCCAAGCAGCAGAAAUACCUAAAACAAAGAAGCAAGUGCAAUCGUUUUUGGGUUUAACCGGAUAUUACCGGGAGUUCAUCCCGCGAUACGCAGAGGUAGCUCACCCGCUGGUGGAGCUAACUAAGAAAGGAGCCCCGAACACCGUUAAGUGGACAGCAAAGGAGGAGGCGGCAUUUCGACAGCUAAAGAAGCGAAUGGAAGAGCCGCCCGUCUUACUUGCACCGAACGUGAGCAAGGAGUUUGUCCUGCGUACGGACGCCUCAGACAACGCUCUAGGAGCUGUACUUAUGCAGGAAGAGAAGGGAGUGCUGCAUCCAGUUUUCUAUGCAAGCAAAAAACUGAACGCAUGCGAGAGGAACUACUCCACCAUAGAGAAAGAAUGCUUGGCUCUCGUGUGGGCGAUUAAAAGAUUUCACAUAUACCUGUACGGCACGCACUUCACCGUGCAAACCGAUCAUCAGCCGCUACAGUAUUUAGUCAAGAGCAAAUUGGCGAACAGCCGCCUGAUGAGAUGGAGCUUGGUGCUCCAGGAGUACGAAUUCCACAUCCAGUAUAUCAAAGGCAAGGAAAACGUAGGAGCUGACUUCAUGAGCAGGCUAGCCUAA